AUGAUUUUCUGGGGUGUGGCUGCUUGUUGCCAUCAUAGAGCCUCAGCACUACCCCCACUGGAUUGGCCCCUGCCUAGCCAGUUUGAACAAUUGGAGCUGAGAAUUGAGGUGCAACCCAGAGCCCAUCAUCGUGCCCACUAUGAGACUGAGGGCAGCAGAGGUGCUGUCAAAGCUACACCAGGGGGGCACCCUGUGGUCAAGCUCCUGGGCUACAAUGAGAAGCCACUGACUCUGCAGAUGUUCAUUGGUACGGCAGAUGAACGGAACUUGAGGCCCCAUGCUUUCUACCAAGUUCAUCGCAUCACUGGCAAGAUGGUGGCCACAGCCAGCUAUGAGGCAGUGGUCAGUGGCACCAAGGUGCUAGAGAUGACUCUGCUCCCUGAGAACAACAUGGCAGCCAACAUCGACUGCGCUGGAAUCUUGAAGCUUCGGAACUCGGACAUUGAGCUUCGCAAGGGGGAGACGGACAUUGGUCGCAAGAAUACGAGGGUUCGCCUAGUGUUUCGAGUACACGUGCCACAGGGUGGCGGGAAGGUUGUGUCGGUGCAGGUGGCUUCGGUGCCCAUUGAGUGCUCCCAGCGUUCAGCACAGGAGCUCCCCCAGGUAGAAGCCUAUAACCUGAGCGCUUGUUCUGUUCGAGGGGGUGAGGAACUGGUGUUGUCAGGAGCCAACUUUUUGCCCGACUCCAAGGUGGUCUUCAUUGAGAGAGGCCCUGAUGGAAAGCUGCAGUGGGAGGAGGAGGCCACCGUGAACAGGCUGAAAAGCAAUGAGGUGACGCUGACCCUGGCUGUGCCCGAGUACAGCAAUAAACGGGUGUCCCGACCCGUCCAGGUCUAUUUCUAUGUCUCCAACGGAAGGAGGAAAAGAAGUCCCACGCAGAGCUUCAAGUUCCUGCCCGUGAUCUUCAAAGAGGAGCCAAUUCCAGAUUCAUCACUCCGUGGCUUUCCUUCAGCUCCUGGGCCCCCGUUUGGUACCGACAUGGACUUCUCACCACCCAGACCCCCCUAUUCUUCUUAUCCCCCUGAUGAUCCCUCCUAUGAACCCCCUUAUUUGUCAGAGGGGUUCAACUUUGGGACGCCUCCCCUGUACCCCCAGACAGGCCCUCCUUCCUACAGGCCUGGCCUGAGGCUGUUUCCAGAGCCUAGUGGGAGUCCUGGCUGCCCCCGACCUCCUCCCCCUACUGGCUUUCUUCCUCGCCCUUUCCCUGCUGACCCCUAUGGAGGAGGAGGGGCCCCCUUCUCCAUGGGGCUGCCUUUCCCACCACCAGCUGCCUACCGACCCCCACUGCCAAACUCUCCCCCACCGGAGGGGCCCUUCUCACCCCAGGGUGCCCACCCUGCUGCUGAGGGGUAUGGUGAGGUGGGGUCAGGAUAUGGCACAGGGGAGGGAGCCCCAGAACAGGAGAAAGAGAGGGGCAGCUAUGGCAGUGGCUUCCGAGAGAGCGUCCCCAUCCAGGGCAUCACACUGGAAGAAGUGAGUGAGAUCAUCGGCCGAGACCUGAGUGGCUUCCCUGUGCCCCCUGGAGAAGAGCCUCCUGCCUGAAUUGUUGCUGUGGUGGCGUGCUACACCUGCCCCAAGCUCCACACCUGCCCCAAGCUCCCUCUGCCUGGACCGUGGUGCCUGCCCUAGGCUCCCUCUCGCCCUCUCACUGCUCUUCCUCUUUCCUAGUUCCUUCCCCCCACCCCCAGGUAUAGUUUUGGGGUACGGUCCUCCUCUGGUGCUGCUUCAUUCUGUCUUUGGGUUCUUGUUCCCCAUCUUCUAGCACGGGGUCUCACCCCACCAAAGUGGUGCUAUAUUGGAAGCCCUGGGGGCAAUGAGGACAGGACUUGAUGUGGAGGGAGAGACUGACCUGGGGAGGGAGGGAUGGACAGCCGGAGGGAGGAACAAGCUGAGGUGGGAGAAGGGGCCUGGGAAGAUGCAGGAAGCUUCUGGGGGAUGGUCUUCUUGACUAGAGAGUGAGAUGACUCCAAGGCCUGGGAGAGGGGGCCCCCUGGGCGCUGGCUGACAAGGGCAAUGGGGUGUAUAUAGCUCAUAUGUACAGGAUGUAGUAUACUGGAUGGCGGGAGAGAUUCUGUAUUAAUA
Molecule: messenger RNA, 2082 nt
Organism: Gracilinanus agilis (Agile Gracile Mouse Opossum)
Lineage: Eukaryota; Metazoa; Chordata; Mammalia; Didelphimorphia; Didelphidae
Gene: NFATC4
Product: nuclear factor of activated T cells 4
Exons: 9
Coding region: 1-1542 (513 amino acids)
Biological process (GO): calcineurin-NFAT signaling cascade; cytokine production; regulation of transcription by RNA polymerase II
Cellular component (GO): transcription regulator complex
Molecular function (GO): RNA polymerase II cis-regulatory region sequence-specific DNA binding; DNA-binding transcription factor activity, RNA polymerase II-specific; transcription factor binding
Source: RefSeq, a predicted model, not a curated record